Pecten maximus is the source of this 7105-nucleotide messenger RNA. Its product is annotated as protein kinase C delta type-like. The transcript has 21 exons. Bases 730 to 2835 code for a protein of 701 amino acids. Lineage: Eukaryota; Metazoa; Mollusca; Bivalvia; Pectinida; Pectinidae. Gene Ontology annotation, molecular function: diacylglycerol-dependent serine/threonine kinase activity; ATP binding. Gene Ontology annotation, biological process: protein phosphorylation. The record is from RefSeq and is a predicted model, not a curated record.
AGGCACCGCGAUACAACCACGCCUAAAAUUAACUGUAACCGCUACAGCUCGAUAAAAAAGUUUGGAAGUUUAUAAGAAAGAUAUUCUGGAGUCAUCUUCAACUUUGAUUACAGGUGUGUACAGGUGAGACUUAACGAGAAUCUGUCAGGUAGAACGUCAGGUAACCUGUACAAGGCUGUGUUUGGAUUUAUAUACACGUCCUGGCUGCAACGAGAAGUAGAAAUCAACAUUCUCCUCAACUAUUGUGCUAUUAUUAAAAAAAGUACAUGUGACAGAACAUUUUACUCCAGUGGAAGCUCGAGGAGGGCAAGAAACUAAAAUAUUUUGGCUGUUAUCCUGAGAUCUUGCACACAUUUAGAGAAAUAAGAAACAAGCAGGAAAAUGCCAAAGUGUAUUUAUAGACAAACCUCCAUGUACUGAUCAGGCUGUGAAGUGUGUCAUUCAACAACAUCAUAAGUCCACCUUUUCGUACCUGUGUAUGUACCUGUAGACAGGUAAAAUUGGAUUAUAAGCAUCGUAUUCUCACUGUGAAACUUUCGGAUUUAUCCCGUGAUAUCAGGCUGUGCGAUUCCUGUACUGUUCAUUCUGUGAAACAAUGACAAUACAACAUUAACUGGGAUAUCAGUAACAACAUUUUUAUCACUCGUUUGGGAUUUAUUAAAUCCAUUUUACAGGUUUAUGACCUGGGAAGGGCAAGAUCUGUAACCAUAGCGACCACAGAAUUACAAAAUGGCCAAGGUUGGUUUUAUACGAGUGAAACUUCUAGAAGUGGAGAAGGGUGCCAAAAUGGAAUCCAAUGCAGGCGACCUGUUUGACCCUUAUGUGGCGAUCAACGUGAAGGAGUCAGUCAGCACGCCAGGUCGUGGAAUACAGCUUGUACAAAAGAAGAGGACAAUUUAUCCUGAGUGGAACACAUGCUUCGAUGCCCAUUUAUACGAUGGUCGUGUCAUCAACAUGAUUGUCAUGGAAAGACCCAAUCGGCUCCUAGCUGAAGUUACAGUCCCCUCAAAGGCUUUAGCUGAUAAAUGCAAUGAUGGAAACAUAGCCACAGUUUGGUUGGAAUUAAAGCCAUCAGGCCGACUACAAAUACAAGUGAGAUAUUUCUCCGAAAACGAAGAACAAGUUCCGGCUUUAGCGGAGCCGGAUAAGGUCAGCACAGGAGGCGCGAUCACACGUCGGCGUGGGGCCAUUAAGCAACAGAAAGUUCAUGAGGUCAAAGGGCAUCAGUUCAUUGCAAAAUUCUUCCGUCAACCCACCUACUGUUCGUUCUGUAACGAGUUCCUAUGGGGUUUGAACAAACAAGGAUAUCAGUGCAAAAUGUGUAAUUGUGCAGUCCACAAAAAAUGUCAUGACAAAAUUCUUGGACAGUGUCCAGGAAGUGCCAAGGACAGUCGGGAAACAAAGAUGAUGUCCGAGAGAUUCAAUAUCAACGUACCACACAAGUUCAAGGUCAAUAACUACAUGUCCCCUACUUUCUGUGAUCACUGCGGAACUCUUCUGUACGGACUAUUCCGACAAGGUCUCAAAUGUCAAGUUUGUGGGGUCAACUGUCACAAGAAGUGUGAGAAAUUCAUGCCAAAUUUAUGUGGUAUCAAUCAAAAACUACUGGCAGAAGCUCUGGGAGAAGUGAGGAAAACACCAGGUGCCGUAAAAUUACCCAAUAGCAACUCUACUACAAAUGUACCUAAAUCUGCGAAAGGGACAAACAGAGACAAAAAAAAGUUAAUUCAAGAAGACAGCUCCGAUGAAGAUAGUCCCAGCUAUGAGAAAAUAUGGGACAAGAGUGGGGGGCCACCAUUGGACCCGCCCCCCAGGGCUGGCACCCCCAAGAGAAAGUUCACCCCAGGAGAAUUCACUUUCCUCAAAGUUCUUGGCAAAGGCAGUUUUGGAAAGGUGAUGUUAGCCGAGCUGAAAGGCCAGAAGAAAUACUUCGCAAUCAAGGUUCUAAAGAAGGACGUGGUUUUGGAGGAUGAUGACGUGGAAUGUACCCUGAUAGAGAAAAGAGUCCUGGCUCUUGGUUGUAAUCACCCCUACCUCACCCAUCUACAUAGCACCUUCCAAACGGCAAGCCAUCUGUUUUUUGUGAUGGAGUACCUAAAUGGCGGAGACUUGAUGUUCCAUAUACAAGUGUCCGGAAAGUUUGAUAUCCCUAGAGCUCAAUUUUAUGCAGCAGAAAUUGUGAGCGGACUUCAAUAUUUGCAUUCACAGGGCAUAGUGUACAGAGAUUUGAAACUAGAUAAUGUUAUGUUAGAUCGCGAUGGCCACAUCAAAAUUGCUGACUUUGGUAUGUGUAAAGAGGCCAUCUUCAACGAUAACAAGGCCACAACCUUCUGCGGUACACCAGAUUACAUCGCUCCUGAGAUUCUGAAAGGGUGGCGUUACAACUCAUCAGUUGAUUGGUGGUCCUUCGGAGUUCUGCUGUACGAGAUGAUGAUCGGACAGUCUCCCUUCCAUGGCGACGAUGAAGAUGAUCUCUUCCACUCAAUUCUCCAUGAUACGCCACACUAUCCAAGAUGGCUGCCAAAGGAAGCAGCACAAAUCCUUAGUCUGCUGUUCAUCAGGCAACCUAAUGAGCGAAUGGGCAUGUCCGGUUGUACAUCUGGGCCAAUCAAAUCACAGCCAUUCUUCAGAAACAUCGAUUGGGAACGCAUGGAAGGCAGACAGGUGGAACCACCAUUCAAACCGAAGAUUAAAAGCGAUAGUGACUUCUCCAACUUUGACUCGGACUUUACCACCGAGAAGCCGAAUCUGACUCCGCCGGACAAGGAUCUGCUUAAGACAAUGGACCAACGUGUGUUUAACGGUUUUAGCUUUACAAGCAAUGCAGCAUUGUGAGGAUGUUAGCCUUUAGGAUAUGUUAUCAAUAAUAGAUCGGAAUUAAUCACGGACAUUUAAAUGUAUCACAGAAUUUCUGACGAGCUAAUGAUACAAUCUGAUUCUGUGGCAGCAGCUUGAAUGAUAAUCUUGAGAUUUUUGUGGGAGCUAGGAGCCAAGAUACGAGAUUUGUGGUGCAAUGUGGCUUGAUUUAAACUAUCUUCAUUUGUCGAUCCAGAAGGAUUUGAUCGAUGACCUAUGAGAACUGUAGCUUUAUGAAAAAAUUAGUAGAAUUUUUUCAGUUGUUUUGAGAUUUGAUGAAGGAUAACAAUAUCUGUUGUGCUGUGAUCCAUGGACGAGAUACCAUUGUUUGGUAUUAGUGAAGUUAACUUACUGCUGUAGGUGUGCAAACUGCAGCAAUUUGAAAUUGACCCAAGACCACGGGUUACUAAGAAAAUGUGUUGCCGGGCAACUUGAAAUAAACAUCUGUAAAUUUGACUUCUUCAACUUACGUAAUUUAAAACUGACCCAAGACCAUGGGUAACUAAGAAAAUGUGUUGCCGGGCAACUUGAAAUAAACAUCUGUAAAUGUGACAUCUGGAGACUCCAACUUAAGCAAUUUAUAAUUGACCCAAGAUUCUUAGUUGCUAAGAAAAUGUGUUGCCGGGCAACUUGAAAUAAACAUCUCUAAAUGUGACAACUUGGGACUCAAACUAGAGCAAUUUAAAAUUGACCUUAAAAAACACCUCAAGAUCCUUCAUUACUAGAAGAGGUGUUGCUCCCGGCAACAUGAAAUAAACAUCUCUAAACACCACACCUGGAGAUUCUUGCUGAAGAGAUGUGUCGCUAUGACAACUAAAAGGGAACCAGGCCUUGAGAAAAUUCAGUUGCCUGACAGUUAAAAGGACAGUGGUCGUCUAACUUUAUAACACAAGUAGAACUGUGUGGACAAAUAUAUAUAUACAUACAUGUAUACCUACGUAGGAUCCGAUCCCUUAGCUUGUGUUUGAACCAGGGCAAUGGAGGUCAGACAGAAAAUUCUUAACACCUGUCAGGUCUGCCUUUAGACAGUGAUGAGAACUCCCGACUGUGAAGCUUGUUUUUCGUAGAAUGUUGGCGGACAUGCAUAUAUAUGUUAGAACCAUUUAGCGACCAACAACCACAACAAUCAAUUUCUCCUCAUAUAUUACAACUCCUGUAUACCAACAGAUUUGUUUUGUUAUUGAAUAUAUAUAUAUAUAUAUAUGUAUAUUUUAGACUACAAUAACGUAAUGCAUUUCCUUGAUUUGUGUCAAGAGUUUUGCCAACCAAGACCCCUUGUUAUACGAUGUAAUAUGUGAUAUAACAAUUCCUACAAAUUGUGUAUACUUAAAUGGUAUAUAUAUACUCUCAGUUAAAUCAUAUUUUAAGCUAUUUGUUAUCAUUUUUGAAUUGAUCUUUAUUCUAGAUGUGUGAUGUGUGUAUGAGAGAUAUUUUUUAACUUUUUAUAAUGCGUGUUAAAAGUUCAUAUUGUUUUAUCUUACAUUUUAAUUUUUUUUUUUUAUAUAUAUAUAUACCGGUAUAUAUAUCAUAUUAACAAGAUCAUUGCUACCAAUUCAACAUAUGUAUGGAUGUUCAAUUUUUAUAUGUUCAUGGCUGAUCGUUAUUUAAAUUUUCACACUUCUUAAAACAUAUGCUUUUUCUCAAUUCCUGAAGCAUGAAUCUGAAAUUACCAAAAAUCAUUUAAACAAAUAUUUACUUAAUCAAAGCAUAAUGUUAAGAUAUAAAUGUAUUAAAAAGGAAGACAAAAUUGCCUACUCUACAAAUCCUAUAGCAUUAUGUUGGUGAACACCAAUUAUUUAUUUGUUACUUUGUAGAAAUUUUGACUUGAGGUAUAGCCCUGUAAGCUGAUUGGCUGGUCCAAUCUCUAUGCUGAUUGGCUGGUCAAAUCAUAUUACUGAUUGGCUGAUCCCACCUUUGUGCUGAUUGGUUCCUUCAAUUCUCUUGCUGAUUGUGAAUUGCUUCAUCAAAUCCUUUUUUUUGUGCUGCUUCGGCUUGCUUUAGAAAUAAUAUAUUACUGGGAAAGCACAGAAGUUUGACAUUUAAAGAAGUAGCUUAAAUUUGUGAUAUAUUUUAAAAAUGAAAAAAUGUUUUUUUUAUUCAUAACAAUUAAGAUUUUAAAAAUGUUUUGUCUUUGUUAUGUGGAAGAAAAAUUAUUACAAUAGUGACGUUUUAAUGAGAAAUAGACACAGACAGUGUAGACAAUUGGUAUUACUACUGACUACCAAGAACAUCCUAUAAUUUUUCAAUCUUUUUUGUUGUUAUGCUAGAGAAAGCCAUAUCCAUAGCGCUCCAUGUUUUUACUUUAAAUACACCUUAUAGUUGUUUUAUUUGAUUGACAGUUAUACUUUAAUGUUAAUUAAAUUUCUGUGAUGUACCUUUACAGUUGUAUCAGAGAUGACAUUUUGUACCUUUGUGCAAUAAUUAAUCAGUUCUCUUUAUGUUACCUGUAUUGUAUCGAAGGAAUUUCAUCACAUAAUGGUUUAUUAAGACAUCAAAAUCAUAAAGACUACCAUACUGUAUUCUAGAUCUAACAGGGUCAUUAUAUAUAGGCCAAGCUAAAUUUUAUUUGUUUCUUGUAACUUACUACCAGGGUCCUUUCUAGGCCAGACUAAGAUAACUGUUUCUUGUAACCUUGGUACCAUGACAACCAAUGCCAGGCCAAACGUGACAACCAAUGCCAGGUCAAACAAAGAUAAUUGUUUCUUGUAACCUACUACCAGGGUCCUUUCUAGGCCAGACUAAGAAAUUGUUUCUUGUAACCUUUGGUACAGUGACAACCAAUGCCAGGCCAAACAAAGAUAAUUGUUUCUUGUAACUUACUACCAGGGUCCUUUCUAGGUCGGACUAAGAUAAUUGUUUCAUGUAACCUGUACUUACAGUGGCAACCAAUUCAAGGCCAGACUAAGAUAAUUGCUCCUUGUUACCUAUAACUACCAGGUUCAGUUCUAGCUAUAUGCUAGGCUAAAUGUAAUUGUUUUCUGUAACAUGUGUAACAACUAGGAUCCAUUCUAGGCCAGAUAUAUGUUUUCCUGGUAACAGGUGCAAGAUUUGAUAAGUGGAUGUAAACAUAGGAUCAAUUCUGUCACUAUAAUUAUGGAAAAUGAUUAGAAAGGGCAUCACCUUUUUGGAAAGUGCAUAAAAUUGGUCACAAUACAUAAAUGUAUGUAGUUGUUCAUUACAAACUUUACUUACUUUGAAAGAUUUAUAUAAUAUAUAUGUAUAUUAUUGACACUUGUUGACAUGGAAUGAGGUGUAUACACUUUAGGUAUAAGAAAUCUAUUGGUUGGGCUGAUGGCCAAAAAGCAUAUACCUUUUUAUAUACCAUCAGGAAGUCAAAACAGCAGCCAGUUUCAUGAGUAGUAAAUGUGUUUCGAACUGUGCAAUGUGACCACCCAUAGAUUUUAAGGUAGAGAAAAAAAAACGGAAAUCGACCACCCAUAGAUUUUCAGGUAGAGAAUAAAUCAGUAGUUGAUCACCCAUAGAUUUUAAGGUAGAGAAAAAAAAACGGAAAUCAACCACCCAUAGAUUUUCAGGUCAAGAAUAAAUCAGUAGUUGAUCACCCAUAGAUUUUAAGGUAGAGAAAAAAAUCAGAAAUUGACUGCCCAUAGAUUUUCAAGUAGAGAAAAAAAUCGUAAAUCGACCACCCAUAGAUUUUCAGGUCAAGAAAAUAGUCGGUAGUUGAUCACCCAUUGAUUUAAAGGUAGAGAAAAAAAACAGAAAUUAACACCCAUAGAUAGAAAAAAUCAGAUUUGUUAAAAAAUAUACUUUGGUAUAAGAUAAAGUGUCAUUUUACACGAUAGUUUUAAUAUUGAUUAAGAGUUUAACAUUGUAGUUGAAGAUUGUCAGGGUUUUUUUAACAAUUGUUAAUUCUUCUAUUAACUUGGUAUGAAAUAGUCGUCAAAGACUUUGACAUACCUGAUAGUAAUACUUGUACAUAUUCCAUUUCUGCAUCCAAGCAAUGCACAUUGUAUACUUGUAAAUUAAUCAUGCUGCCCGCUCAACAUUGCAUAAAUUGUGCUCAUUUAAGAAAUCCAAACAUACAAAUGUACUGACAAGUACUACCAAUAUAUAUCCUUAAGUUCUACCUACAAUUUUUAUACGUCAAUCCAUUUAGUACAUAUUUGAGAUAUGUAUUCCUACACCUGAAUAAUGAGAUGCUUUAAUAUUAGAGAAUGAUUUGUUUUAUAUGUUGAAAACCUAUUGUAUAUAUGAAUAAAAAUGGAAGUCUAAUUGUUAUAUAAAUAACUAA